AUGCCGCAAAAAUUCAACUUUGCGGUUGAUGUAAUCGACAAAUGGGCAGAUCAACAGGAUGAUUUGCAGGCCAUGCACUGGGUAUCGCAAGACGAAUCGAAUACCAGGCACAUGACCUUCAAAUACUUUUCCAAGCAAUCCCAUAGGAUUGCUCUCCUCCUUGAUCAAUUGGGGUUCGGGAAAGGGGAUACUAUGACGAUGGUUCUCCCAAGAGUGCCUGCAUGGUGGGAGAUCGCGCUUGCGGCCAUUCGCAGCGGAAUCAUUCUGUCACCAGGGCCGAAUCUCCUGACCGAGAAGGAGAUUCAAUACCGGUGCAAUAAAACCAAAUCGAGACUGUUUUUCGGCGACGAAACGAGCGUGUCGAAGUUUCUUGCCGUGCGCCAAUAUUGUCCGACAGUUAAGCAUAUCAUACGAGUCGGAGAUGGUACUAGGAGUCAAGACGUUUCUUCUCUGUAUGCCGCACUGGAGGAGAUCGAGACUCAUGCCAGAUUCGACUCGGUGUAUCAAGAAUGGAGCAGUCCAGCCAUGAUCUAUUUCACUUCUGGAACGUCUGGUCACCCGAAGAUGGUAAGACAUAACCAGGUCAUGCUCUCUCUAGGUAAGGUUCCGAGCACUUUGCAUCUGAGUUGGGCAAAGGCUGCAUGGUCUUUCUUCGGAGCUUGGAACUCUGGCGCAACGCUCUUCGUGCACGAUGAUCGUGGAGCGUUCAGUGCAAAGCGCACCGUGGAUAUACUGUGCCGGUACCCGAUAACUACCCUAUGCGCCGCUCCGCUUAUCUUUCGACAACUCGUGUCACCCGAACUAGAAGACCACUUCAAGCGAAACCCUCCCGCUGCGCUAGCUCAUUGUACAACGGCUGGAGAAGCGCUGAACGCUAUAGUCACCCAGCGAUGGCGUCAACUUACCGGUCUCGACAUCUACGAAGGAUAUGGCCAAACAGAAACCGCAUUAUUAUGUGCCAAUCUGAAAGGCUCCACGAUCCGCCCAGGCUCCAUGGGGAAACCAGCACCUGGAGUGCCUCUCCACAUCAUAACGGCAACCGGAGUGGAGGCUGCGCAUAACGAGGAAGGAGAUAUAGCAGUGCUGUUGAGUGACCGGAAGGGCAGCAGUAACUUCUUUGGUAUCUUCGAUGGCUAUGUGCAGGAAGAUAAUACGUGCACCCGGAAUGAAAAAACCGUUACGGUGGAUGGGGAAGUCAAGUCCUACUACCUAACCGGUGACAGAGCAACUCGUGAUCAAGAUGGCUACUUCUGGUUUGUGGGGCGAGCGGAUGAUGUUAUCAACUCCUCUGGAUACCGAAUAGGUCCUUUUGAAGUAGAAUCCACGCUCAAGCUACACCCUGCCGUCGCAGAAGCUGCCGUCGUAUCCUCGCCAGAUCCAGAAAGAGGAGAAGUCGUGAAGGCAUUUGUCGUUCGUGCGACAGAGUACGAGAAUACUCCACCUCAAGAACUUGAACAGGAGCUGCAAACGUUCUGCAAGAAGAAUGCAGCACCAUACAAAUAUCCACGAAAACUGGAGUUUGUAGAAGGCAGUUUUCUCCCUAGGACUACGAGCGGCAAGAUUCAGCGGGCCUUACUCAGGAAAUCAGAAUGGCGAAAGGAAGCAGGCUCGAAACUCUAA
Alternaria arborescens is the source of this 1620-nucleotide messenger RNA. Its product is annotated as Acyl-coenzyme A synthetase. Gene Ontology annotation, biological process: fatty acid biosynthetic process; acyl-CoA metabolic process. The record is from RefSeq and is a predicted model, not a curated record. Gene Ontology annotation, molecular function: fatty acid ligase activity; fatty-acyl-CoA synthase activity. Lineage: Eukaryota; Fungi; Ascomycota; Dothideomycetes; Pleosporales; Pleosporaceae. The transcript has 4 exons. Bases 1 to 1620 code for a protein of 539 amino acids.